Zygotorulaspora mrakii is the source of this 1479-nucleotide messenger RNA. It is a transcript of the gene ICE2, whose product is annotated as Ice2p. The transcript has a single exon. Bases 1 to 1479 code for a protein of 492 amino acids. Lineage: Eukaryota; Fungi; Ascomycota; Saccharomycetes; Saccharomycetales; Saccharomycetaceae. Gene Ontology annotation, cellular component: cortical endoplasmic reticulum; endoplasmic reticulum membrane; perinuclear endoplasmic reticulum. Gene Ontology annotation, biological process: endoplasmic reticulum inheritance; septin ring assembly. The record is from RefSeq and is a predicted model, not a curated record.
AUGCCAAAACUUUCACAGAGCUUUCUCCAGGGUAUGAGAAUGGCUUUGGCCUGUUUCUACUUGGUUUCCAUAUUGAUCUCGAUACCAGUGGCAUUUAAGGUGGGCGGACUGUAUUGUGGGCUAUCAUUUACGGUUACGAUUUUCAAUUUAUACUUCAUUACAACGACUUUGUCCAUCAUUGCACGCAGCUACGGAAACCAUUUUCAUGUGGUUUGGACGACAUUUCUCUACUAUCUGCAGCAUUUUGUGAUUGCUUCUCUGUUAUAUCUGUUUUUGUCAGGCUUUUCGAACGAUGAAUUGACAAGGGUUUUAGAAGAUGGUUCGCAGCCUGAAAAAUCUUUUGUAGAUAUGCUGAAGAGCAACGUUUUUUCAAGUCACUCUAACUGGAUGCUAUAUUACUACUACUAUCGUUUUAUUGUGCAGCCAUGGCAAUUCACGUUAUCUCAUUUCACAGCAUUUUUCGCUCUCUCCGAAGGGUUUUUUGCUGUUUUGGGGAUUCAAGCUAUUGGCGAGACUAAUAGAUGGUUACUCUAUGAGCGUAAUUCUAAUACGUGGAUUAUUUCUUCACUGCUUACUUCGGGUGGUGUAAUCACUGCGUCUCUUUAUUACUUAUACAGGAUCUACGUGACACCAAUAUGGAACCUGUCAAUACAGACAGCCUCUCUUUUGGGAUUUACACUGUCGUUGGUUUGUGGGCUAGGCUUAUAUGGAAUCAUUAGUAAAAGUGGAUCCGUAAUAGAAAGCUCUCUGUUUUUCGCUUACAUUGUUCGUUGUAUUUAUGAAAUUUCACCAAAAUUGGCUACUGCUGCAACCGAUGAAAUCCUAGAAGUAUUCAAAGAGGCUUGGCAAAGACAUCAAAGAACCUUAUCUGGCACGAACAGCCUAUUAUCCUACUAUCACGAUAUCGUUUUGAGCAAUUUCGAAAUGGUAUGGGAUUCAAUUGUAACUAGAACCAAACAAUCUGAUCCGCUAUACCAGAAAUCCUCGUAUCUAACAUUAGAAAGAUUCAGUAAACUUUGGUUUAGAUUGAAACCCGUUUGGGGGCUCGUUAAGAAUUUUACUGCCUCCGUACCGUCGUCCAUAAAUGGUAUGUUUCAAGUUACUCUAAAGAUGGCAGCGGAGUCUGUAUCCCCCGCUAUAGUUAUAAAUCUUUGUUUCAGGAUACUCAUCUUUUAUUCAGCAACAAAGAUAAUACCUGCAUUACAGCGCAAAAGUCCAACUGAAUUGAGGAAAAGUCGUCGCAUGCUGAGCCUGAUAUAUUGGUACAGCCCAUGUAUACUAAUUGCUAUGUACACCCAUCUGAUUUUGCAGUAUUCAGGCGAGUUGAGUGGUGAUUUAUGUUUAUGGGGCUGUAAUUCCAAGUGGUUCAAUUCCGACCAGCCUAAAAUUUUAGUAGACUCAUGGGGAUUUUGGAACUGGUGUAAUAUUUUUUGGACUAUUUUGAUAUAUGGUAGCGAACUGAUAGGAGGGAAAAAAUAG